Molecule: messenger RNA, 499 nt
Organism: Aphanomyces astaci
Lineage: Eukaryota; Oomycota; Saprolegniomycetes; Saprolegniales; Verrucalvaceae
Exons: 1
Coding region: 20-415 (131 amino acids)
Source: RefSeq, a predicted model, not a curated record
GUAAGUUCACCGCAGCGGCAUGCACGAUGCGCCGAGCAGUCUCCCCGUACUUUGCGGCUCCUUGAUGUUCUACUUCCUGUGGCUCACGGCGGCCAGCGCCUCGUUUAUCCCCCUCCCGAACACAACAUCCGUGACGUGUCCCCGCUUGUCCUUAUUGGAUGCCCGAAGUGCAAUGGCAACGGAGCCCGAGUUAUACAGCACAACCUCACAAUGGUGGAAGCAACCUGGAGCUACUGCGACGUCGUUUGACAUUGCAAUGGAGUCACGAACGUCCUCCUAUGUUUGUCCGAACACUUCAAAGCCUGACCAGUCCACGAAGAAGAAAAAGAAGAAAUCCAAGUCCGCCGAUAAGCACAUAGCUCUCAAGCUGCUCCUCUUCGGCAUGGUCGUGAUUGUGCUCACGACACUAUUCUAGCUGGGGCCUUCUCAAAGGCAUGCUAUAUAUUUAAAUAGACGAGGAUAACGUAUGACUGAUACUUUCCUCCUGUUUGUACAUUCA